CGCCAUACAACAAGAAAAAUGUGUAAAAUAUUACUGCAGCUUACUUUGUUAUCAAUCGCCUUGAUUAACUAUGUUAAUGCACAGGCAAAAGUUGUUGGAGGAACACCCGUGCCAAUAAGUCAAGCCCCAUAUGUGGUUAAUAUUAGAGAAACUAAUACUGGUUCUUUGAUAUGUGGUGGCACUUUGAUAACAUCUAAGCUUGUGACUUCAGCAGCAAAUUGCCUUAAAGGUAAAUACACAAUUAAGCAGUUGACUAUCCAAGGAGGCGCUAGCUUUUUCUCAGAGACAGGAUAUCGGCGUACAGUCGAUUUACUAGUUUUUCCAACAGCCUUUGAUACUACAACUUACAAUCAUGAUGUUUGUGUAUUGAGACUAAAAACAGCCAUGCCUAGCUCAUUGACACCAGUUCAAAUCGCUUAUAAUGGUGUUUCACUUGGUGAGUCACUAAAAAUUUAUGGUUGGGGUCUGACUACUGAAGAUGGCACUCCUUCAAAUGUACUACAAACCACUACAAUCACUCCAGUAGCUAAAGCCGAAUGCAGGCUUUCUUAUGAACUUACUGGAACUAUGUUCUGCGCUGCGGCUCCAGGCAAAGAUGCUUGCCGUUUUGACGGUGGCGGUCCUGCUAUAAAUGCAAACAAUAAAAUGGUGGGAAUCGUUUCAUGGGGAUAUGGUUGUGCUCGGGCAGAUUAUCCUGGUGUUUAUACCAGCAUUGCGAAAACAGGUGAUUUCAUUAAAAUGUGUAUCAGUAGAUACGGUUAAUAAGCAAAUUAUUUUUAAAUUAUAAUAAAAAAUAAAAAUAUUAAGUUAAUUUGA
Molecule: messenger RNA, 816 nt
Organism: Teleopsis dalmanni
Lineage: Eukaryota; Metazoa; Arthropoda; Insecta; Diptera; Diopsidae
Product: trypsin alpha-3-like
Exons: 1
Coding region: 19-762 (247 amino acids)
Biological process (GO): proteolysis
Molecular function (GO): serine-type endopeptidase activity
Source: RefSeq, a predicted model, not a curated record